ACAUGGAGGAUACCUUAGGAGUACUUAUCUCACGUUUUACCGAAAAAUCUAAUUUAUAAAUUAUUAAAAAUAUUGUAACAAAAUAUUGAACAUCAGAAAUAAAAACUAGGUUAAAUUCCUUGCCAGAUGUUGGAAUUGCUGCCAUUAAGUUAGUUUCUACACACGACAGCAACUCAACUGAGACUACGGCACCCACGACAACAAAAACAAAUUCCAUAAUGUCUAGUUCAUUAUCGUCGCUAAACAACUGGGUGACCUUGAAUGUUGGUGGAAAAUACUUCACAACUACGAGAAUGACACUAGUUGCCAGUAACCCUGACAGCAUGCUGGCCAGGAUGUUUGAUGGAGAUUCCAGUUGGAGUCACACAACGGACAACAAUGGCGCCAUCUUGAUUGACAGAAGUCCCCACUACUUUGAACCAAUCCUCAACUACCUUCGAACAGGAGAGUUGUUCAUCAACAGUGGGAUCGAUUACAAAGGCGUCCUUUCAGAAGCCAGGUUCUUUGGUGUUGUUGGUGUCGUUGACAUCUUAACAAAGAGACUUGAAAAUGAAAAUUUAGAGGAGAAGUUCACAGAGCAGCCUUUUACCAGGAGAGAGUUCCUGAAGAUGAUUAUUGGCACGCCUUCAAGUUGGGAGCUGAGAUGUCAGGGAAUCAAUUUGGAAGGUUGUGACUUAUCCAAACUCGAUCUACGCCACAUAAACUUCAAGUACGCCAAUUUGAAGAAAGCUGAUCUGAGCAUGACUAAUCUAUCCAAUUGUAAUUUUGAGAGAGCGGAUAUGACAGGUGUGAAGAUGGACCAGGCCACGGUGCUGGCCGUUCGGAUGCUCUGUGUCAAUUUGGAGUCUGCAUCCAUGAAGGGCUGCAACUUCGAAGAUCCCGCUGGCAGCCACACGAGUAUGGAGGGAGCAAAUAUGAAAGGAGUGAAUCUGGAGGGAAGUAGGAUGGCUGGGAUCAAUUUAAGAGUAGCCAACCUAAAGAACGCCAACCUGCAGAACUGUGAUUUGAGGGGUGCUGUUUUAGCCGGGACCGAUCUUGAAAAUUGUAAUCUUAGUGGUUGUGACUUGCAGGAGGCCAAUUUGAGAGGAGCCAACCUAAAGGGAGCCACGUUCGAACUCAUGUUGAAUCCCUUGCACAUGUCACAAGCUGUUAGAUGAUGAUUGGUCCAGAAAAGUUAAAGAUCUAUAAAUAUAUUCACUCUGUGAUAUUUUUUAAAGUUAUGCGAAUGUGUACUUCGUUGCUAUAAAAUGAAUUGAGUUAUGUUGCAAUUAAUUUGCCUGUACAUAUUUACUUUCGGAAUUGUUACAUUCUAUAUUCUUGUUUUUUCAACGAGUUAGUCACAGUUUCAUAAACUUAAAAGCUUGGAUAUAAAGUUAUAAAGUCACGAGCGUAAUUUAAUUAAUUUAAAAUAUUUAUUCUUGUCCACAAACACGGUCAAGCUAUGGAUUUUGCUAUAAACGAUCAUUUGCUUCCAUAUUUUGUCUGUUUUCAUUUGGAAUGUUGUCACUUGAAUUUCUCUAAAGCAUUGAUACCUUUUCUUUUAUUUAACAAUUCUGCACCAUGACGAUGAUCAAAUUUAUUUUUUGUUGACAUUUUGCCAUUCAAAUGAAAUUUUUGAUCUCAUGCUUUGUGACUUUUUCAAAUAACAACCAUUAUGCCGACUUUGUU
Molecule: messenger RNA, 1668 nt
Organism: Helobdella robusta
Lineage: Eukaryota; Metazoa; Annelida; Clitellata; Rhynchobdellida; Glossiphoniidae
Exons: 9
Coding region: 219-1157 (312 amino acids)
Biological process (GO): protein homooligomerization
Molecular function (GO): protein binding
Source: RefSeq, a predicted model, not a curated record